GACACAGCCUCUGGUCCGGCCCUGUAUCCGUGCGCUGCACACUGGGCCCCGGGCCCCGGCCUCUCCCCGCGAUGCUGCCGGAGCCCGAGUGCCGGGUUCUCUCCAUCCAGAGUCACGUCGUCCGCGGCUUCGUCGGAAACAAGUCAGCGGCGUUUCCGCUGCAGGUGUUGGGAUUCGAGGUGGACUUAGUGAACUCGGUCCAGUUCUCCAACCAUACGGGUUAUGACUACUGGAAGGGGCAAACCAUGACAGCAGAAGAACUGCAAACACUGUAUGAAGGACUCCAACUGAAUGAUGUAACUCGCUAUGAUUAUGUCUUGACAGGUUACACCAGAGACACUUCAUUUCUGGAUAAGGUGAUGGAAAUUAUUCAGGAGCUGAGGAGACAGAACCCCAAGCUGGUUUAUGUCUGUGACCCUGUGAUGGGUGAUAAAAGGAAUGGGGAUGGAUACAUGUAUGUUCCGGAAAAUCUUCUUCCAGCUUACAAAGAGAAAGUGGUCCCUCUCGCUGACAUCAUCACUCCAAACCAGUAUGAAGCAGAAAUUCUUGCAGGAAGGAAGAUGAAUACAGAAAAAGAGGCGAUUGAGGUUAUGGAUAUUCUUCAUGCAAUGGGCCCUGAAACUGUGGUGAUCACAAGCUCUGAUCUCCCCUCUGCUCUGGGAGAAAAUUACUUGGUGACCCUUGGCAGCCAGAGAAAGGUGAUCGCAGGUGGUUCUCAAGUGACUGAGCGAAUCCGGAUGGAGAUUCCAAAGGUGGAUGCUGUGUUUGUGGGGACAGGGGACUUAUUUGCUGCAAUGCUUCUGGCUUGGACACAUCAGCAUCCCAACAACCUGAAGAUUGCCUGUGAGAAGACGGUCUCUGCUCUUCAACACAUUGUCACCCGGACGAUCUCGAAUGCAAAAGCUUUGGCUGGCCCAGGUAAGAAGCCGAGUGCAGCGCAGUUGGAGCUGCGAGUGGUGCAGAGCAAGCGACAGAUUGAGAACCCUGAGAUAAUAAUCCAUGCGACCACCAUAUAACCGUGUCGGCUGCGUUGCGCUGCUCCCAUCUAGCCAGGCCAAGCACACCUGGGUAUGGCAGCUGCAACAAAGGCCUCUCCCUGCUGGAAAGGUUUGUCCCAGAGUGUGAAAGAGAUCAUAAAUCAGAGAGCUCUCUGUAUUGCUUGACCCUGCUGUUUGGGGAUGACUCUUUCUGGUGGGAAUGCCUCAGACAGACAGAGAGAGAUUGGACGUAAUCAUCCUCCCUCAGACUGCUGUCAGUCUCAUCCUGCAGCUGUGCUAUAUGGGAGCUGUGUAUCUGCAGCUGUCCAUGUGUUUCAGAACAUCUGCCCAUCUGAUGUGUGCCCAGCUUGCCAACGUAUGUGGAGUGACUGUGCGCACAAUGUGGAUUGAGAGGUCAGAGUGAGGACAUCUUUGGCAGGGAUGGGUGUGCGUGAUGGUUGGGAAUAUGUGGUGGAUGGAAGUACAAUUAAUGGCCACAGUUGCAAGAAAUGUUGCAGCUUAAUGAAUAAUGUCAGGAGAGUGAAACACAGAGGGAGUCUGGACUGUAUUUUAUCUGAUUCAGUGCUGCUGAUCCACACUGUCCCCUGAUGUUGUUUGGGUCACCAUGUGCUCGGCCAGUGACUCUCCACCCUCUGAUACUGUGCAGCAACUCCCUCUCAUUUUGUUGUCAAAUGAUUUGAAGUCGCUGAUUGGUUGUUUGUGAUAGUUUGCACACGGAUGGUGGUUUCAUUUCUCAGUUGGAUCUGUAAAAUUAAACACAAAAUACAGGAACGGACCAUUUCGCUCAUGCAGUUCAUACUGGAGUUUGUUCUGCACUCAGAGCUCCUCCUAUACUUCCACACCUAAAUCUAACACCAUAACCCACUACCCCUUUCUCCCUCAGGAGCCUGUUUGGUUUCCCGUUGAAUGUUCUUACACUCUUCACUUCAAACACUCCCUCUGGCAGGAAACAUUCUUGGAAUAAACAAACAUUAUCUGUUUGAGGGGGACAGUGUAGCCCAAGAUUUACUGUAUAUCUGACCCCCACACUCUCCCUGUUCUGGGAGCUCUACUCUGUAUCUGACCCUGUGCUGGGAAUGUCUGAUUGAGACAGUGUAGAGGGAACUUCACUUUGUAUUCUAUGUGUAUCAGAGAGACCCUCCCCUUUGUCAUUCUGUUGUGGUAACUGAAAGAAUAGAGUACACCAACUUAAAUGCAAAUUAAAGCCACACUGUUCCUAGUUUCCACCCCAUGUACCUUUCUCCUGGCUCCGCCAUGUCUUUGAGGUUGAUUGGAUUGAACUGUCUGAUAGUGAACGGUUUCAUAUUGGUGAAGGCUGUGCACGUGCUCAGUGUGAUGGGGCUCUAAGCGACCACUCAGCCAGUGCACAGAUUCUGAGAGCUAGUGAAUGGGAAAUGCUCUGAUUGAGGUUGUCUCCAGUGGCUGGAAGACUUUGAUAUGAGAUGGGUCAGAGGGCGGACCCUAACCAGAGCAAAUCAUCAAAUGUUGCUCUGAGACCCCUUGUUUCCUCAGGGUCUCUUCCCCCAGAUUGCGGGAGUGGGCCAUCUGCUGGUGGCUUCUGUUUGGGUUCCAUGGUAAUGUGAGGAGGAAUGUAACCACUCUGUGCUGUUGAACCUGUUAAGUCAGAGCCAUAAGCACUCUCAUGUUCCCCUAUGCCUGUUUGCUGUGUGUUAUCAAGUGACAAAUGUGUUGCCUUUUCCCUGUACACCACCACCAACAUCACGCCCCCCCCCGCGCCAACUCCCACCCAUGUCAGCUUAAGAUUCUAUGUUACUUGUUUUGGAUGGUAUUCUCAAAGCCACGUGUUACACUGCCUGGUGCAGUGAGAGACAGAGCUCAGGAUCCCUCCACCUCUAAUCUCCCCUUCCUUGCAAUUCCCAGGGCUGACAAGAGGCUCAACUAGAGGCCCAUGCCCCAUUCUCAUGGACUCAGUUCACAAGGUUGAUGCUGAGACUAUGUUUGCCCCCAGCUAGGGAAUCUAGAUCAUAGGGGCACAUGCUCAGGAUAAGGGACCAAUCACUUAGGACUGAGAUGAGAAAUUUUUUCAGUUGGAUGGUGAACUUCUGAAAUUUUCUACUCCUGCCCUUUUGUGGAUGCUCCAUCGGUCAAUGUAUUUAAGGCCAGGGAGACCAAUCUUUGCCCUCUGGAGGAAUUGAAAGAAAUGGGAAGUGGUUAGGACGGUGGAGGUUAAGCUGAUGAUCAACCAUGUUCAUAUUGGAUAGAGGGGGAGGCUUGAGGACUAUUGUGCUGUUCUCCUGUUCCUGUUGUCCGUCAUCCUGUGACUGGGACAGGGAGACACCGGAGACCACAAAUGUUCUCAGUGAGCCUGUUUUAUGGAGAGGAAAUGGCAGCUAGGGUUCCUGGCCCUGACUCUGUUCCCUAUCAUUGUCCCUGCUGUCUGCAAGUUUGGGCAAGUGAUGAUGUUUGGCAUAACUGGAAUAUUUGCCAAUGAAUGUUCUGUAAAAGUAAUGUUCUGAAGCAGCUGGAAAUCUGAAAUGCAAAGUAAACCCUUGGAAAUGCUCAGCAGGCCUGUUCACAUUUGUGCAAAGGCAGGAUUUUAUAUUCUUCCAUAAAACAUUAAUAUCAAAUCAAAGUUAACUUGCUGCCCAUUCCUAAAUGUCCUUGACAAGCUUGUUAAGCUGCUGCCUUGAAUGACUACAGCCAGUUAGACGAAAGGUCGCAGACCUGAAAUUCUAACCCUGUUUCUCACUCCGUAGAUCCUGUCUGACCUGCUGAGUAUCUCUGGCAAUUUCUGUUUCUGUCUCAGCAACGCACACAGUUCAUUGGUCAUGCACAGAGAUAGGCGGUAUGCGUGCAGGACCCUGUCCCCUGUGAAAGAUGUUGUGUGCGCCACCACACCCCGCCCCGAGAGAGUGAGUGCCCUGUUUUAAGAAGAUGAAAAGACAGCUUUAAUUACUUUGAUCUUUUAAUUUAAUUCACAGUAAACAUGGAGCUGUGAUUGUAGAUCACAGCACUAAAAUUGAUUGAAAUCUGUGUUCUAAACUCCUGAGGUAGCAGCUGUUUAAGUAUACUCAGGAGAUGUAUAACAUUUUGGAAUUAAAAAAUGACCUUGACUCCAGCAAGCACAAACUCUACAUGUUGGCUGCUGACAGUUGGAUGUUCUUUUGCAAUGGGAACUGCUUGCUGCUUAAUGAAUGUUUGGUCUUAUCUGCUGGGGUCUUGUGUAUAAGUGAGAAAUGGAAUUAGUUUGAGAUAUUUGUUUGUUGGAUCUCUAAGUGACAGCUGAACUCAUGUCGUUAAACUCACUGCUCAUACAAUGCACCUUAAUGAAGCUGUCCUUCCUACCUGAGCUGUUACCUGCAAAAUCUCAUCUGUCUGUCAUCAGCAGUGUCGAGGCUGGUUCAAUCUGUAGGUCAUCUUUGGCUGGGAAUAGUUGCAGGAUACUAAAGAGGCAAAACAAAAUAGUGAGUAAACCUUGUGAACGUGACUGUGUGCGUCUGUGCAUCAAUAUAUAUCCUGGGUAGGUGACUUAGUCUGUAAUUGUUUGUCUGUGUGUCUCGCUUGCUUAGAACCUGGCCAGGUGAGCUCCAUUGACCUGCCCCCUCACUGCUUUGUUACUAGGUGUACACAGUGAGGCCACUUCAGUCCACCUUUGGUCAGGGAGACUGCUGUCUCUCCUGGAUCAGCUCUCUCACCGCUUGGGAAGAGAGCAGUUUCUCUCGACCAAACGCAGAUCAGGAAAUCACGGGUCCCAGAUGGCUGGUGUUUAGAAGUUUUGACCUGUGCCUGUUAUGGUAAUGUAGGACUGAUUCUAUAAACUGUCAGGCUUGCACUGUCGGGGAGAGUGUCUCUAGAUUGUUGGUAGAUUUUGUCGAGUCCUGCUUCCGACAUUCAAACUCUGUGCUACAUAUGUUCCUGUACCGUCCAGUCUGUGCAGUAUUAAUAUAUCAAACUAAUGAACUAAAGUCAAUCUUUUCAAAUUAAUUUACAAUUAAAUAUUUAAAGAUUUAUCUUUGACUGGAAAUAAAUCAUUUAUUUAAUAAGA
This is a messenger RNA of Stegostoma tigrinum, 5004 nucleotides long. It is a transcript of the gene pdxka, whose product is annotated as pyridoxal (pyridoxine, vitamin B6) kinase a. Gene Ontology annotation, molecular function: pyridoxal kinase activity. The coding region runs from base 72 to 1016 and encodes 314 amino acids. Gene Ontology annotation, cellular component: cytosol. Lineage: Eukaryota; Metazoa; Chordata; Chondrichthyes; Orectolobiformes; Stegostomatidae. The record is from RefSeq and is a predicted model, not a curated record. The transcript has 11 exons. Gene Ontology annotation, biological process: pyridoxal 5'-phosphate salvage.